AUGGUAGGAUCUCUCCAGUAUUUAUCAUUUACUCGGCCUGGUAUUCAAUUUGCUGUUAAUCUUGCUUCUCAGUUUCUUCAUAAUCCUAGGGAGGUUCAUAUGCAAGCUGUCAAAAGAAUAUUUCGGUAUAUUGGAGGUACUGCUGAUUGGGGGUUGCAACUUACCAGAAAUACCUCUCUCUCUCUUAAAGUGUAUUCCGAUUCCGAUUGGGCUGGUUGCUUUGCGACACGUAGAUCAACUACUAGUUUUUGUAUUUUUCUUGGCGAUAAUCUUAUUUCUUGGUCAGCUAAGAAGCAACCUACAGUGGCUCGCUCUAGCACCGAGGCAGAAUAUCGAGCUCUUGCCGUUGCAGUUGCUGAAGUUACUUGGCUUCAGUAUCUCUUACGUGAUCUUAAUGUUCCUCUUUGCUCACCAGUAAUGGAUAAAUGUGAUAACGUUGGAGCUAUUCAUCUUGCGCACAACCCGAUUUUUCACUCUCGAUCUAAGCAUGUAGCACCGGAUUAUCAUUUUGUUCGUGAAAAGGUCAACCUAGGAGACUUGCUUGUUUCUCAUGUUUCCACUUCUCAUCAACUUGCUGACUUGUUUACCAAAGUUCUGCCAUCUGCUAGGUUCCACGAGCUCCUAACCAAGCUUUGUGUUCGUUCCUCCCCUUCAGCUUGA
This is a messenger RNA of Nicotiana attenuata, 660 nucleotides long. RefSeq lists its product as uncharacterized. Lineage: Eukaryota; Viridiplantae; Streptophyta; Magnoliopsida; Solanales; Solanaceae. Bases 1 to 660 code for a protein of 219 amino acids. The record is from RefSeq and is a predicted model, not a curated record. The transcript has a single exon.